AUGGCUGAUAACAACGAUGAGUUCAAUCAAAUUAAUUUUGGAGUACACAAUAUAAAUAUUGUUUAUAAACUAGAACGCCUGAAAAGGAACUUAAUUUUGAUAGAGAGAUUGAAAGUUAAUCUUCAAAACUUGCAAAACAGAUUAAAGAUCAGAUUAUCAUUUCUGAUUUUAGUUAUAAUUUCAAUGACUUACUCUGGAUUAUAUUUUUUAAUGCAUUAAACAAACUAGGAGGUUUAUUAAUAAUUUUUGAACAAUCUAAAUCAAGAUAUUAUUGUUGAUUUAAAAAUUGAAUGGAAUGAAUAAACUUGUAACUCUCCAUAUGAGCCACUAUUUGAAUAUAAAUAUAGAAGAGUAAUCAAAGGUUGUGAUUGCAGUUAAAUUAAAAAUAUCACUUAGGAACAAAAUCAUAAGCCAGAAAUCUUUAUUGAUAAGGAAUGUACUUAAUCAAAUUUGAAACAAUCAUGCUUUACGUUUUCUUAAGAACUAUAUUCAGAUUUAAUUUAUUUAAACGACAAUAAUUAUGGAGCUCGUAUAUAUAUUCAUAUAUAAAUAGCGUUUCUAAUUUGUGCAAAAAGAGAAAAGAAUGUUUCUUUGAAGAACAAUUUUACAUAUUGUAAGGAAUAAGAAAAGAAGAUUUGCGGCAAUAAGGUUAAAUAUUGUUUGCCUCAAAACCUAAGUUGUCCUAUUUCAGACUUUGGAAUAGCAAAUAAGGAAACAUUAAAUAUGUCUCUAAACUAUUCACUAAUAAAUCUUGGAAAUAAAUAAGUUUUUUUUUUCGGUUACGAUUCAGAUAGAUUACCCAUUUCUUAAGCAUAUCUUAUAAAAGGAGAGAAGAUGUGUAAGUUAAAUAGCCAAAAAGCCUUUACUGAAAAAUAAAUUUUAUCAGAAAAUUAGCAAGAAGUUUGUAAAGAAUUUGAUAAUUUAUUCCAAAUUUAAUAUGCUUUAUCUGAGGAACAGCUAUUUUUAUCAAACAAUUUACUUUAAUUUAAAAAUGAAUUAAGUCAUUUUUACAUUGAUAAAAAUCAUAGUUGGACUUUGCAAGCGAAACCUUUUACAGAAAUAGAACUAAAUUGCUUAGAAAAUGAAUACUUUGAAAACAUGUUAAAUAAUAAAUAUGAAGAAAAACUUAUUAUAAUAAAAUCAAUUCAAAUAAUUGUGGUGUUGAUUUUACACGUUGGCUCAAGAUUGGCUGAGUAGUACAUAAUAGAAAAUUUCUUAAAAUAGACAAAUUAUGGAAGUUAAUAGACAGUUUUGGGUAAUUUAUAAAUUGAAGAAUUCUGUAUUGAUUAAAAGGGAUAAUUGAAUCAAAGCUAGUAGUAAUUACAGGUAGUGGAACGAUAGAACAAUUCUUAAAAUAAUUCACUUAGAAUAAUAUAAAUAACCCGCAUCCUCCACUCAACUACUUUAAUUAUAGUAAUCCAAAUAAUUUAAGAUCAAAUUAAUAAAAUUAUUGAAGAAAUUUAAAUAAUUAUAAAUAUUCCUUGCAUAAUAAAUGAUGAUGCAAACAACUACUUAAAAUAUUUUACAUAGGAUCAUCCAAUUUCUUCGUUUUUGAAUUUCUUAAAAUUUUUCAUAAUUAUACUAUACGGUAUUUUACUUAUAAAUCCCUUUAUCUAGCUAUGUGGAAUAUAAAUAAAAAGAAUUAUUGCUAAUAAAGAGUGA
Paramecium octaurelia is the source of this 1662-nucleotide messenger RNA. The record is from the annotation of a GenBank genome assembly. NCBI's taxonomy places the organism in Eukaryota, Ciliophora, Oligohymenophorea, Peniculida, Parameciidae.